This is a messenger RNA of Ustilago hordei, 549 nucleotides long. RefSeq lists its product as uncharacterized. Bases 1 to 549 code for a protein of 182 amino acids. The record is from RefSeq and is a predicted model, not a curated record. The transcript has a single exon. Lineage: Eukaryota; Fungi; Basidiomycota; Ustilaginomycetes; Ustilaginales; Ustilaginaceae.
AUGCCUUCGCAACCCAACAACCUGCAUCCCACCAAUGACCCCUCACUUAAGGACUCCUCUGAUGACCAGGCUGAAACAAUUCCAGCACCUGCAGACCAUCAAAGAACUGCCAAACACAAUACCAACUCCUCUGACAAUUCUGAUAGCAAUGACAGUGAACCAAACAAACCUCUGCUUGAUCUUAAUGACAUCAACAAAAUGAAUAUCAACACCCUCCAGAACAUCAUCACACAAUCCACCCUGCACAAAUGCGCCAAGACCUCCUCAUAUAAGCUACCCUCCAAGCACUGUGGUUUCCUCCAUGAAGUGACCCAACUCAAUGAUGCACUAAAGGACACCCCCAAACUAACCAUGAAGAACUGGCACACCUGGAACCCUUGUUUCCAGGACAUAUUGGCCUUGUGGUCCCCAGCCCUUAAGCACCUCAACAGCACCACCAAAUUAGGUGAUAAAAAGUACUGCCAGAAACUGGGUGCAAAACUCCACACAAUCAUCCAGAGCAACACCAAGCUCAUCAGCCAGGAUAACAUAAACUACUUGUUCAUGUGA